GCUCGCCGAUCUGCCAUUGAGUUUGGGGCUGGUACGAUUGUUUGUCAUUUGAAUAUAUACCAGAUUCCAAAAAUCUACUUGGCCAUCUAUCUAACACCUCAAAAUAAUCAUCAUGGCUCGUGGUUUCCGUAGCUGGAAUCCAGAUUGCAAAGUAUAUGUGGGUAAUCUUCAAGACAAUUGUCUCAAAACUGAUGUGGAAAAUGCUUUUGCCAAAUUUGGACCAUUAAAAAAUGUUUGGGUGGCUCGAAAUCCUCCCGGCUUUGCAUUUGUUGAAUUCGAAGAUAGCCGCGAUGCCGAAGAUUCGGUUCGUGCUUUGGAUGGAACUCGAAUUGGUGGAAAUCGAGUUCGUGUUGAAAUGUCUCAUGGCCGUAGUCGACGAGGCGGCGGUGGUCGCCGGUUUGGUGGUGGUGCAGGAGGACCGGGCUAUGAUCGUAGUGGCGGUGCCGAUCGUUAUGGUGGACCAAGACGUGAUUACCGACGUCGAAGUAUUUCCCGAUCUCGUUCGAGGUGAUUUACCAACCACCUAAUAUCCCUUCUACUACAUUCAUACAACUACUGCUACUUCAGUGUUCACCUUGAAUAUUAUUGAACUUCGGUUCCGGUAAAAAACAAACAAAAAACUUUGAUGAUGUUUGCGGACAACGGUCAACCGCCGAUGACCGCCCAUUUUUGGCAUGCAUCUUUAUCUUCAAAUUGAUAUGUUUAUGCCUGUUUUUCUGAAUAGCUUAUUGAUUUGAUGUGACAUCUUGAGCCGAUUGUCGGUUCGUCUGUCUCAUCAUCAGUCAUACUGUUUUGUUCUGCCAAUGCAUCGAACGCAAAACAUUUAAGUAUAUAUUGAUUAUUGAUUAUUGAUUGAUAAUUUUUGUUAAAAAUCUGAAUUCAAGGAAACCAAAA
This is a messenger RNA of Dermatophagoides farinae (American house dust mite), 894 nucleotides long. Lineage: Eukaryota; Metazoa; Arthropoda; Arachnida; Sarcoptiformes; Pyroglyphidae. The record is from RefSeq and is a predicted model, not a curated record.